Molecule: messenger RNA, 1247 nt
Organism: Acinonyx jubatus (cheetah)
Lineage: Eukaryota; Metazoa; Chordata; Mammalia; Carnivora; Felidae
Gene: TMEM59
Product: transmembrane protein 59
Exons: 9
Coding region: 93-1100 (335 amino acids)
Biological process (GO): positive regulation of autophagy
Cellular component (GO): late endosome; lysosome
Source: RefSeq, a predicted model, not a curated record
GAGGGGCGGGGAAGGGGCUGGCCCCGGAAGGCGGAGGAAAACCUGAAAAGAAAACAGCAACAAGCUGAGCUGCUGUGACAGAGGGAAACAAAAUGGCGGCGUCGAAGGGGAGCCUCUGGGUCAGGGCCCAACUGGGGCUCCCGCCGCUGCUGCUGCUGGCCAUGGCCCUGGCCGGAGGCUCGGGGACCGCUUCGGCUGAAGCGUUUGACUCGAUCUUGGGUGAUACGGCGUCUUGUCACCGGGCCUGUCAGUUGACCUUCCCCUUGCAUACCUACCCCAAGGUGCCUGCCAAUUUGUACACAGUGGAUCACACAGAAGAGGAGUUGUAUGCAUGUCAGAGAGGUUGCAGGCUGUUUUCAAUUUGUCAAUUUGUGGAUGAUGGAAUUGAUUUAAAUCGGACCAAAAUGGAAUGUGAAUCUGCAUGUACAGAAGCAUAUUCCCAAUCUGAUGAGCAAUAUGCUUGCCAUCUUGGUUGCCAGAAUCAGCUGCCAUUCGCUGAACUGAGACAAGAACAACUCAUGUCCCUGAUGCCAAAAAUGCAUCUACUUUUCCCUCUAACUCUGGUAAGGUCAUUCUGGAGUGACAUGAUGGACUCUGCACAGAGCUUCAUAACCUCUUCCUGGACUUUCUAUCUUCAAGCUGAUGAUGGAAAAAUAGUGAUAUUCCAGUCUAAGCCAGAAAUCCAGUAUGCACCACAGUUGGAGCAAGAGCCUACAAAUUUGAAAGAAUCGUCGCUAAGCAAAAUGUCCUCAGAUCUGCAAAUGAGAAGUUCUCAAACACAUAGGAACUAUCUUGAAGAUGGAGAAAGUGAUGGCUUUUUAAGAUGUCUCUCUCUUAACUCUGGAUGGAUUUUAACCACGACUCUCGUCCUCUCGGUGAUGGUACUGCUCUGGAUUUGUUGUGCAACUGUUGCCACGGCUGUGGAGCAGUACGUUCCCUCUGAGAAGCUGAGUAUCUAUGGUGACUUGGAAUUUGUGAACGAACAAAAGCUAAACAGAUAUCCAGCUUCCUCUCUUGUGGUUGUUAGAUCUAAAGCUGAAGACCAUGAAGAAGCAGGGCCUCUACCUGCAAAAGUGAAUCUUGCUCAUUCAGAAAUUUAAGCUUUUUUUUUUCUUUUUUAAAGUAAAGGGUAAUAGACAUCUAAAUUUCCCUUCCUCAUAGAGCUUUUAAAAAUGGUUUCAUUGGAUAUAGGGCUUAAAAAUCACUAUAAACUGCAAAUAAAGUUACCCAGAUCUGUGAAGACUGUA